ACUAACCACCCUGUGACACACUGACACUGCCUUAAAGCAAAGCGCCGGGGGCCGGCCAAGUGGAGCGCCUAGUAGCGUGGCAGCCAGUCGUCACGCGGUCCUGCAAAUAGUAACCGCACUUGUGCCGUUCUGAAAGGUGACUGCGUUUUGACCGGAUAUCUAUAACCGAUCGAUCCACUGCAGGCAGGAAAAUACCAAACUCCAAAUUGUUCGGCAUAAACAAGCCAAACCUAAUUAAACAAGUGACAUACACAUACCCAUGGUCGUAUUAAUAAACCAGAUUCUUCAAAAUGAGACUACUUUGAGAAAAGAUAUCCAGGUCUAUUCUCACUUAAGUGAGGCUUUCGGUUGCUCAAUUAAAAAGAGACCGAUAUCCCAUUCUAUCUCUGACCAGUGUUGUUAAGAUCAGUUUAAAAAAGUUUUUAAAGAAAAAAAAAACUUGCGUGGAGGCGUUUGUCGUUCAAACGUGGAGGAGUAUUGGCAACCGAGGCGAGAAGCACUCCCUCCUCUCGUCUCCACCUCCCACGCCUCGUCCCAACUCACAACCCAAUCGAAUCUCCCCACGACGAAGGCAGAGGGAAGGGAGCGCGAGGUGGUAGUAGACUGGCAGAGAGGGCAGGGCAAAGGCAUGGACGCAGCCGGCUCGCCGCGGAGGAAGAAGAAGGCGGCGGCGGCGAAGAAGCGGCGGGGGGGAGGGGACGAGCGGGAGCGCGGGCGCGGGCGCGGGCGCGACCUGUCUCCGGCGGCGCCACCCGUGGGCGCCGGUGGAGGGAAGGACGCGGCGCUCGCGGAGUGCGCGGCGGCGUGCUGCGUGCUGUGCGCGUGCCUGCCCCUGGCGGCGCUCUGCUGCGUGGCGCGCGCGCCCGUCCGCGUCGCGCGGCGGUGCUGGCGGUGGCGGUGGAGGAGGCGGAGGCCGCAGCGGCGCCUCGCGCCCGGGGGGUCGUCGUCGUUCUCCGACGCCGAGCUCGGUGACUUCCGGCCCGGACGGCCCAGGCGCGCAAUGGCGGACCAGGAGUUCCGGCCACGGGGGACGUCUCCAACUCCAAGCGGCAGCCGCCGAUCCCCGUCGCCGGCGCCACCGCAUCCGCAGCAGCAGCAACCACCCCCUCAUGAUCGGAGAAGAUAGUGCAAGUUAGUUAGCAUUUUUAUUUCUCCCAUCAUUUCGCACCAAUUUUGCUGCAACUAUCACCAGAUCGUCCACCAAGUGGAUCGAUCUUUGGUUAGUGCCUAAGCUCAUGAUUAGGAGAAAAAAAAGAAGAUGAUUUUUUGCCAAGGAAGAGGGCCACCCCCAAUGUAUCACACCCCAAUCAAACAAGGCCAGGUUGCUAAUCAAUGCACAUCCGAUUGUCAUCA
This is a messenger RNA of Oryza sativa Japonica Group (Japanese rice), 1353 nucleotides long. Lineage: Eukaryota; Viridiplantae; Streptophyta; Magnoliopsida; Poales; Poaceae. The record is from RefSeq and is a predicted model, not a curated record.